Molecule: messenger RNA, 1479 nt
Organism: Aureococcus anophagefferens
Lineage: Eukaryota; Pelagophyceae; Pelagomonadales; Pelagomonadaceae
Exons: 4
Coding region: 1-1479 (492 amino acids)
Biological process (GO): tRNA processing
Molecular function (GO): ATP binding; ligase activity, forming carbon-nitrogen bonds
Source: RefSeq, a predicted model, not a curated record
AUGUCAUCCAGGCCUACGAGCACACGUCGUCGCGCGGGCGCGCGCGGCGCGCGGACGCUGAGCCGACGCCUUGCCAAUCGCGUUCCCGGCACGACGCGCCCCGGGCGUCGCCUUAGCGCUGGCGUCGUGGCGGUCGCCAAUGACCGUUUUCACGAGCUCCCAGUCGGUGCCCUCGACGACGACCUCGUCCUUGCCGAAGCCUUUGAGCGCUGCGAACGUAAGCGCGUUCUGGCCGUUCGCCUUGCUGUUCUUGUACUUCCAGUCCUCGGACCCGUUCAAAAACGCGAACCUGAGCUGCAACGCAUUGUUGCAUCUAUUAGCGCUGGCACGUUCAUCUUUUGUACCACCGUUUCUGUGUUAAAUUUUGACCAUCGUCAGAGAGGUGAGAUAUCAAGCUGUGACACCCUCUUUGUUGCAGCAUUGGCGCGGCGUUUCGGCCUUGAAUGUACUGCACAUAACUGGGUGCACUCUUCGACGCAUUCCAGCCAAAUGGAAUUCCGCGCUUGGCGACGCACAACGUCUUUCAAGACGGCAUUCAAUGUUGUAGAUGCUUUGAUACCACAACGGUGUGGACACGUGGCACUCGCACAUCACGCUGAUGACCAGAUGGAGUCGUUUCUGCUGAGGCUCGCGCGCGGCUCACGGUUGACUAACGUGUUCAAAGGAGUGGCAUCUCAGGCGGCGCCCUGCUUUGUGCGACCACUACUAUUCGCCACCAAACAUGAUCUCGUUACUUACCUUGACGCGGACGGCGAGAGUUGGCGAGAGGACACUACUAAUACAGAUACAACUCACUACGUUCGAAAUCUCAGCCGUCUCACAGUGUUACCCCCCCUCCGCACGCUCUGCGGCGGAAGCCUCCAACUGCACACACGCUUAAAGGCACUACAAUACCAGGCGCAAUUCUUCGAGGCUUGGGUCUCUCAUGCUGCUGAUGAAUGGCUCUCCUAUUCAACACGGGCGGAUGGUGCUGUGUCCCUUGUCACGUACGCAGAUACACCAGCUCCUGUCCUUAACCGUCUUGCUGCCAUUGCGUCCAAAGGGAAAAUUGCUGACAAUACUGAACCCUUCGCUAUACCCUUCAAGCUGCUUCUGGACACCGAUAUGAAACUACUUGAUCGGACCAAAAAAUCGCUUGCUCACCUCAGAAUUAUUGAGAGUUCAAAAGGCAUUGAUGUACGGCCAUUUCCAAAUGACGCAAUGCUGCGUGUAGGAAAGGAUGGGGAUACCUUUCAUGCGCCUUGGCGCGACCGACCCACCCCACUUGUCAAAUUUCUCCGUGGUCAAAAGGUGUUUCUUCAGGAUUGCGAUAUAGUGCCUCUCCUUGCGACCGAUCUAGGCAUGGUUGUCGCCGUUUUCCUGCCAGACCGCACAUUUGUUGCCAGUCCAUUUGCCUUUAAGCAGCAUGCUGAUGAACCAAUUGCGUCACGUCGUAUACUCGUAGCGCCUAGAGUCGAUGCAGUAUCACAGCAUGACUGA